AUGGCCAAGUAUGUUAUCGCCGGUAAAGCCGAUUGCCCGUUCUUUGCAAAGGCAGAAAUGCUUGCAGAUGAACUGCAAAAAGUUCUUAUCAAUUUCAAAGUGCACAAGAUAGCGGUCAGCCCUGAAAAUUGGCCGGGAUGGUUGAAGCAAACUUGCGAAGAGCACCAAUGGAAGCACACUACAUCUCCACUAAUUUGGCGUGAAAUAGUCGAUAGAGGAGGCAAAGGAUUGUACCUCGGCGGCUGUGACGACUUUAUGGAAAUGGCCGAAGCUUAUUACGGAAUACGGUCGACGAAAAUGAGCGAAGAGUUAGGAGCAAUUUCCAAAGAAAAUAUUGCCACGAAACGAGUUCUAGACGAGGAAGAAAUCGAGGCCCUGAAAGCCAUUAAUCCUUUGAGAAUCACCAUCACUGCAGCUGCUUCGCCAGUCAAUUAUAUCGUGUUAAAUUCCUUGCUUAGCGGAGAAAUCUUCGGGUUCGAGCAAGACUUGAGUUUGACAUUACUAGACACCCCUGAGCAUCAGGAAGCUUUGUCAGGCGUGGUAAUGGAAGUGAUUGAUUGUGCUUGGAAUUUACUCAGAGAUAUUUCUCAAACGUCAGACACCACACAAGCAUUCAAAAACGCUGAUCUUGUUUUAGUACCAGACGCAGACUGUAGCACUGAAGAUGUGGAUAUUUUGGUGCAGAAUGCCAUAGUGUACAAGCAGUAUGGGGAAUUGAUUGAAGCAGAUGCAAAAAAGAAUGCUAGAAUCCUUGUUUGUGGAAAGACUGCAAACUUAUUAGCCAGUGUGAUCUCUGCAUUUGCCCCAUCAAUUCCGAAGAAUAAUAUUUACGCCUUAUCAAGGUUACAAGAAAAUCGUGCCAAGGCAGUCUUGGCCAGGAAAUUGAAGGUCAACUCUUGUGGAAUCACUGACCUAAUUGUCUGGGGUUGCCCUGGCAAUGAUGGCUUGUUUGACAUCAGCAUGUCACAAGUGAAGGGUUAUGAUGGUGCAAUAUGGGCACCACAUAUUGAAACCUUUUCACGGUCUGUUGUCGAAAUGAUUUAUGACCACAAGUGGGUUGCGACCGAAUUUCUUGAGGAGGUAAAUAAGCAUGAGGAAUCCCUUAAAGAGGAACACAAGUUUUCUCCAAGUUUGUCAGCAGGUGUGGCUAUCCUAGAUUUCCUUAAAGAAUGGUGGCAAGGAUUAGCCAACCAGAUGACUUCAUUAGGGGUCAUAUCCAAGGGAUGGUAUGGUGUUCCAGAAGGUCUUGUGUUUUCAUUCCCAGUAAAGUUUCAGGAUGAUGAGUGGCACGUUAUGGAUGAUUUAGACAUUAGUGACGAUGUAUCGUACCGAAUAAAACAAAUUGGAGAGAGUUUGAAAAACAAGACUGAUAUGGUGAUGCAAAUUCUGACAAAGUCAUAA
Messenger RNA from Paramuricea clavata, 1401 nucleotides. Lineage: Eukaryota; Metazoa; Cnidaria; Anthozoa; Malacalcyonacea; Plexauridae. The record is from the annotation of a GenBank genome assembly.